CGGGAGAUUCUGGACGAAAUCUGUCGGAUAUUUCUUUCCAAACUGUCAGAUUUUCCCGAGAUUUCCAUCUCUUUCUGACCACCUCAUGUGUUCCCAUUUAAAAGUCAUACGCUCUUUGCUCUAUUCUUACAUCUCCUCGUGGUAAUUCUGUUUACCUUCUUAUUCUAUUUCUUUUGUUGGUUCUUCUCUUUCUUCUGAUAUAUGUGAGCCACAAGUAUGGCUGCAAGGGCACAGUUCCAUGUUCUGGCUGUAGAUGAUAGUCUCAUUGACCGAAAGUUGAUUGAGAGGCUCCUCAAAACCUCUUCUUAUCAAGUUACUGCAGUGGAUUCUGGUAGCAAGGCUUUAGAAUUUCUGGGUAUUCAUGAAGAUGAAGAGAAUAAUGAAGCAAGCAUUCCCUCUGUUUCUCCAAAUGAUGAUGACGAUGAUGAUCAUCAGGAUGUGGACAUCAGUUUGAUCAUCACAGACUAUUGCAUGCCGGAAAUGACAGGUUAUGAUCUCCUUAGAAAGAUCAAGGAAUCUAAAUCUCUUAAAGACAUACCAGUUGUAAUCAUGUCCUCAGAUAAUAUCCCAUCAAGGAUUAACAGAUGCUUGGAAGAAGGAGCAGAGGAGUUCUUUCUGAAACCAGUUCAAGUAUCUGAUGUGAAUAAGCUUAAAUCCCAUUUGUUAAAGGGUAAAGCCAAGGAAUCACAACCCAACAUUAACAAGAGAAAUAUCAUGGAAGAACUGUUCUCACCAGACAGAACAAUAACAAAUUAUGGUGGAUUGGAAAAGGUCUAAACAGCACUGGAUGAUCGAUAUGGUAGCAGAACACAGUCCUCUCCCCCUCUUUCUACCUUAUGAUUUUGAUUUGUUCCAUGAUUGAUUUAAGAUGCUCAACAGAAAUAAUUAUGCGUGAUGAUGGGAAAAAGUGCUACAUUUUCAUAUUUGAAAAAUUCUUCUCAUCAGCUACUAUUCAUCACUCCACACCCCCAUCUUAUGAAAAAUACCCUACACCAUAUGAAAAAGUUAUAGAUAUGGAGUGUAAGAGUAAAUAAUGACUGAUACAUAGCAUUCAUCUUUCGUAUUUAUGAUUCUCUCUCUCUUUGAGAACUGUAAGCUUAAAAUUUUGAGCAUAGUAGGGGCUCAAUUAACAUAAGAUUAUCUCAAUUUUGUUGUCUUCUUUACAGAAU
Juglans regia (Persian walnut) is the source of this 1169-nucleotide messenger RNA. Its product is annotated as two-component response regulator ORR10-like. Gene Ontology annotation, biological process: cytokinin-activated signaling pathway; phosphorelay signal transduction system. The record is from RefSeq and is a predicted model, not a curated record. NCBI's taxonomy places the organism in Eukaryota, Viridiplantae, Streptophyta, Magnoliopsida, Fagales, Juglandaceae. The transcript is spliced from 5 exons. The coding region runs from base 217 to 777 and encodes 186 amino acids.